CGCCCAACCCGCCCGCUGUCCGUGAAGAACUUUGCACCGCCUCCCACGACACCAUCACUGUCCACUGGAUCUCUGAUGAUGAGUUCAGCGUCGGCUCAUAUGAGCUCCAGUAUACCAUCUUCACCGGCCAGGCCAACUUUAUCAGUCUCUACAAUUCUAUGGACAGCUGGAUGAUUGUCCCCAACAUCAAGCAGAACCAUUAUACGGUGCACGGGUUGCAAAGUGGCACACGAUACAUCUUCCUCGUCAAGGCGAUCAAUCAGGCUGGCAGCCGAAACAGUGAGCCUGCCAGACUGAAGACUAACAGCCAGCCGUUCAAGUUGGACCCUAAAAUGGCUCAUAAGAAGUUGAAGAUCUCCAAUGAUGGACUUCAGAUGGAGAAAGACGAAAGCUCCUUGAAAAAGAGUCACACCCCCGAGAGGUUCAGUGGAACAGGCUGCUAUGGGGUCACAGGGAAUGUGUUCAUUGACAGUGGAUGCCAUUAUUGGGAGGUAACCCUAGGAACCUCCACCUGGUACGCCAUCGGCAUUGCUUACAAAUCAGCCCCUAAGAACGAGUGGGUCGGCAAGAACUCCUCCUCUUGGGUUUUCUCCCGCUGCAACAACAGCUUUGUAGUGCGGCAUAACAACAAGGAGAUGCUCCUUGACGUUCAGCCCCAGAUGAAGCGCUUGGGCGUCCUCCUGGACUAUGACAACAACGUCUUCUCCUUCUACGAUCCUGCCAACUCGCUCCACCUCCAUACAUUUGAGAUUGCUUUCAUCCUGCCUGUCUGCCCUACUUUUACCAUUUGGAACAAAUCAUUAAUGGUCAUCACGGGUCUCCCUGCUCCAGACUUUAUAGACUACCCGGAACAGCAGGAAUGCAACUGCCGGCCUCAAGAGUCUCCCUAUGUAUCAGGAAUGAAAACCUGCCAUUGAGGACUCAAGAAGUCCCUGUCUUUCCAGCCAAGCCUCUGGAGCAAACUGUGCAACCAGAUGGGGGCAAUGACCUCAUGUGUGUUUUGGAGGCAGUUGGCAGCCUGCAAGCCUCCCUCUUACUGAAAGUCCACCGCUCGUGGUGCAUCCCUCGUGGCGCAUCCGGUGCGGGUGGCAUUUCAUGGACCGGAUUUUUAAAACUUUAUUUUUUUUUUGAUAGCACUACUGAAUUGUCUCCAAUGGAGUUGGCAUGUCUUGUUUGUUCCUGACAAGAGGAAGGGUACCAUGGCAGGGUAUGGAGAGGGGUCGUGCCAUCUCAGCUGCAUGGGAAUCCAAAGCGCAACAUGGGUUUGGUUUUGUAAACAGACAGAGGAGUCUGAGGGGAGGGAGGGAGGGACCCACCGGGUCUCUAAGAUGUCAUUUGGGGAGAAUUGGAACCCAACGAAAUUGGAACCCAAGCCAUUGCCUAGAAAAUACAGGUCCGGGUGCUCUAUUGACCGAUAACAAUCAUACAUGGGGGAGAUGGGGGGGCAACAUGAAUUUAGUACUCUGCAAAUGUUCCUCUUGCACAUUAACAGACAUAUGACCAAGGGAGUUAGCCCAUUUGUAAUGGCCCUUUCCCAAAGCCCCAUCCCCAGAUUUUGUCAUCAGCCAUAUUCCUUCCAAAUCAUAUACCCUGUUUCCCCGAAAAUAAGACCUCCCCGGAUAAUAAGCCCAAUUGGGCUUUUGAGCACAUGUGCUAA
Messenger RNA from Thamnophis sirtalis, 1657 nucleotides. NCBI's taxonomy places the organism in Eukaryota, Metazoa, Chordata, Lepidosauria, Squamata, Natricidae. The record is from RefSeq and is a predicted model, not a curated record.